Molecule: messenger RNA, 2407 nt
Organism: Xenopus laevis (African clawed frog)
Lineage: Eukaryota; Metazoa; Chordata; Amphibia; Anura; Pipidae
Exons: 10
Coding region: 496-1101 (201 amino acids)
Source: RefSeq, a predicted model, not a curated record
AUAUCACUUUCAAUAUCAUACUAAAAGUUCAUUUAAAGAAGAACAACCCCUUUAGCAGUAUGGUCAGCUUUAAAGGGAAUGUAAACCCUCACAGCUAAUAACUGUUGGAAGAGCAAUUCUGGCUACUUUAAUAAACGACUUUCCCCCCCUAGUUUAUAAGAUAUUAGCCGUUUGCCUCUUUCCUUCUCAAACCCGGCACAAAUGUCAGGGCCACAAUAAAAGAACUGUUCGGAUCUCACACCCCCUGGAUAAUGACAGAAAUGGAUUAUUUUCUAUUAUUUAUAAGAAUAGACAAGAAAAUGAAGCAUAAGGGCUUUAUGUGAAAUUCCAAGAUUCCUCGCUUUUUCAGACGGGAACAUCACUCCGGACUUUAGCUCCUAUGAUAACUGCCAUUAAAUGUCAAAGUCCAAGAAGUUGUCUUUUCAGUGUGUUUCCCAGUGUCAGGAGCAUCUCACAGCCUCAGCCGCUCACUAACCGACCCCUUUGUAUCAUCUCAUGUCUCUGCCCUCCGAGGGGUCUCUACACAUAGGAGCAAUGGAGAGCAAUGCCCAGACCCCAGUGUCUCUGUCUGGAAUCCUGGAGAAGAGGCGUCAGAAUCUGAAAUUCCAUUGGAAAGUCUACAACUUUGUCCUCAAGGGGUCGGCGCUGUCUUAUUACAAGCUCCGAGGGAACAACGAGAAAGAGGGGGAGCUAUGGGGCACCAUCGAACUGCGAGAUGUGCAGUGCUUGAACUCUGCUGAUGCCAUUGGUCAUCGUUAUCCUAUAGAAGUGACCAUGAGGAGUGGGAAGGUCAUAUUGCUGUCUGCAGACUGCAACGUGGAGAGGACAAAGUGGCUUCAGGCCUUACAGGACAAAACGAUGGAACUGAGAAAAAGCCGGAGCCCGACCGACACACCUGUUGUACGUGAGAGGCCAGGAGAAUGUAGUCGUGGGAUCUGUGAGUGGAUGACUCAGUCCAAACCCAUUGAUGCAUCUGAAAUCACAGUUGGCAAAGAAGGUGACGUUGCUGAUCUGGACUCAUUCAUUGAUGAGACAUUUGAUGGGAUCACAUUCAAUCGUCCGUCACAGUUUGUGAAGAAAGAUCAAGGAAAUAAAACAUGAAAGACCAGUGAAUGGAAGGGAAAUAAAACACAUCCAGCCAUACUCCGGGAUACUAACACCUUCUUGUGUCUAAGAGAUAGACUAACUCCUGACUGAUCACUUUGGAACAUCAAAGAGAAUAUUCAAUCUACCAUUUCUCACCAAUCAACCUGAAACUCUGAAUUUUACCUAAAGAAGAUGCCGUUCCUACCAAGAGACAAUGGAUAGUGCCCUACCUUGUCAAUAGAAGGCUUGUCAGCUCUGUGACGGACAAACACAUUGACUUGCAUAUACUUCACCUACAAGAGAAAACCGCCGCAGCUACAGAUAUUGUUACCAUGGAAACCUCACUUGUGUACAGUUUUUGCUUUUAAUAUUUCUGUUUGAACUGUUGCAAAGAGCCGUACUGUUCCCGUUUCAAUUUUAUUCAUUCCCCUUAAUAAAUGUUAAUGUCGUGACAAGGCAAGAGAUGAGUGUUACACCCUACAUGUACUGGUGCAAUGGGCUUGGGCUGAGAAUUUUAUCAUUAGCCGCUUGGUGAUUUCAAUAUAAGAUCUUAUAACCCUUUUGUUCAUUAGUUUUAAUAAAAGUGAGACUUUGUUUCUUUUUUUUGGGGGGUUGUUUCUUUGCAUUAGUAUUAUUAUUAUUAUUAUUAUUAUUAAAUUUCAAAGAACAGAGUUGCCUGAAAGGGCCUUUUUUCCAAGCAAUUGCACAGCCAUCUUUUUUUUGGGUCCCAACUUGUUCCUCUACUACUUCAAGCUGCCCUACUGUCUCCACCUUAACCUAUUACCUCCAUCUUGCCCUACUGUCUCUAUGUUGUCCUACGUUUGCCAUCUUGCUCUACCUUCCCUAUCUGUCCCUAGUAUUGUCUAGUGUCAGCAUAUUUCCCUGCUGUCUACACUUACCUUAUUGUACCAUCUCCAUCUUGCCUUUCUUUCUCUGUAGUGUCCUACUUUUUCCAUCUUGUCCACCAUCUUUGGUCUACUCUCCCAAUACUUGCAGACUCUUGCCUUGAAGACAGUCAAGUAACCCAUAUUACUUACCAUAUUACCUAAAGAUCUUCUAGAAAGUCCAGCUGGAAGGUGAACAAAAAAUUUUACAUUUAGUUGGGUUUUUGGAUAGGGAGGUGGGGACAUUUGGCCAAUAAUCCAAGUGGUCCCUUAUUUGUAACAAAUGCUACUUGCACAUACUGUAUAACCAUAGUAAAAAAAACACAGUUAGAAUAUUGGCCAGUUUUGGUGUUUAUGUUCCUAUUUCCGUAUGUGAGACUGAUGGUAGCAAAGAAUUUGUUUUCUCUGCAAAAUGAGAGAGAAUAAAAUGUAUUGCC